Molecule: messenger RNA, 225 nt
Organism: Aphanomyces astaci
Lineage: Eukaryota; Oomycota; Saprolegniomycetes; Saprolegniales; Verrucalvaceae
Exons: 2
Coding region: 1-225 (74 amino acids)
Biological process (GO): mRNA splicing, via spliceosome
Cellular component (GO): U12-type spliceosomal complex
Molecular function (GO): nucleic acid binding; zinc ion binding
Source: RefSeq, a predicted model, not a curated record
AUGGUGGAGUCGAUGACGCUAAGUUGCUCCAUCUCCAACGACAACGGCCAGUCGGGCGACUUUAUCAAGAAACGCAAGUACUCGUCCAAGAAAGUGUGCUUCGAGUGCACUGAGACGGGUCAUUCCUCGUACGACUGUCCCCGCAACAUGCUGGGGGGGCAUGAGAAGCCCAAGAAAAGCUCCAAGCGACGGACGAAGUUUGAGCACGGAGAAGCCGCUACAUGA